Molecule: messenger RNA, 263 nt
Organism: Racocetra fulgida
Lineage: Eukaryota; Fungi; Glomeromycota; Glomeromycetes; Diversisporales; Gigasporaceae
Source: the annotation of a GenBank genome assembly
AAGAUGGUAUUCUUGGUCUUUCUCGUCAAAUUGGAGAAGUUACAAAUCCUGGGUUGAUUCAAGCAAUGAAACAAAAUAAAUUGUUAAAUUGUACCAUAAUUGGAUUUCACCUUGGAAGAUAUAAAUUGAAGCCUACCGAUAAAAGUUUUAUGAAUCUCGGAGGCAUCGAUGUAAAUGCUUAUAUUGGAAAUAUUGUAUAUAACAAUCUUAUUAAUCAGACACUACAUCCGGGGACUUGGAUGAUUUCAUUGCGUGAUGCUCAG